UGUAGUUCACAUACCAAGAAAAAACUAAGAGUAACAAAAAGAAAAAAAAAAAAUGUCUAGCAUGGCUGAGAAAUGGGAGGAACUUAGUGGGAAAAAAAAUUGGGAUGGGUUAUUAAACCCCUUGGAUGUUGAUCUACGUAAAUAUAUCAUUCAAUAUGGAGAAAAAGCUGAAGUGACUUACGACACCUUCAUUUCUGAUAAAGCAUCAAAAUAUGCAGGAGCUAGCAGAUACUCGAUGGAAAAUCUUUUUUCUAAUGUUGGCCUUGAUGCAUCGAAGUAUCGCGUAACCAAAUAUUUCUAUGCUACUUCAUCCAUGCCAUUUCCUGAUACUGUCAUUACGGAAUCAAAUUUUAUGGGAUAUGUUGCUGUGGCUACUGAUGAGGGUAAAGUUUCACUAGGAAGAAGGGAUAUUGUGAUUGCUUGGAGAGGAACAAUU
This is a messenger RNA of Solanum tuberosum (potato), 436 nucleotides long. Its product is annotated as phospholipase A1-IIbeta-like. The annotation marks the transcript as partial. The record is from RefSeq and is a predicted model, not a curated record. The transcript is spliced from 2 exons. Gene Ontology annotation, molecular function: glycerophospholipase activity. Lineage: Eukaryota; Viridiplantae; Streptophyta; Magnoliopsida; Solanales; Solanaceae.